AGUACGUGAAGUUAUCUAGCAGUCCACCCACAGCCUGACAUCGGGAAAGUCGGCGCAGAAGGCUGUGUGUUAACUUGCGGUAGUCCUCUGUGUAUUAACGGAGAAGACCAACGUGGAGGUUAACUCAGUAAUUGGUUUUUCCUUUCAAGCCACACUGGUGAGAGCUCGUUCUUUAGUUUGUGGUUGUUUGCUGUCUGAAAGCCCAGUCUAGUGGAGGACGACCUUGAACAGCUGGUUAUCCUGUCUCCACCUGCCCUUUGCUGAGACCACAGGCUGUUAGUGCUGAUAAAGUCAGUAAACCAUCCUGGAAGGCCACCUGGCAAUGUGGCUCUCGGCUGUCUGUGGCCUUGAUUUACAGUGGAGAGGUGGCAUGUCUGAAAGUACAGUUUGUGGUUGGUGUGUACCUUUUAACAGUUGGUGUUUCUGAAUGUUUCAUGUGUUUGUGGACCAAAACAUGGGAUUAAUUUUGAUUUUUAAGAAGACAUUGUCAGUAGUCCUGAUCCAGCUAUCAAUUUGGCAUUGAUGAAGAUGCUGUGCCUGUUUUUCUUGGACUAGUGGUUAUUCUGAAAGUCCCUUCAAGCACAGUUUCUAUUUGAAAACUCAAGUAUCAAAAAAAAUAUUACGAAACAGUCUAAGGAUAUGCUCUAUUUGAAGAAUACAGAUUUCAUAGAGACUCCAGUUGGACUCCAGUUAAUCUCCAAUCAGAGUGUUUUUUUUUUUAAUUAACUUAAUUUUGAAGAACUUUAUAUAAGCAACACCAAAAGAUGGGAGAAAAAAAUGGUGAUGCAAAGACUUUCUGGAUGGAGCUACAACAUGAUGGUAAAGUUGACUUUAUAUUUGAAAAAACACAAGAUGUGCUACAGUCUCUAAAACAUAAGAUAAAAGAUGGGUCUGCCACAAAUGGAGACUACAUUCAAGCAAUGGUUUUAGUAAAUGAAGCAACUAUUAAGAACAGUUCAACAGUGGAAAAGGAUGAUUUGCCUGUGACUCAGAAUGAACAGGAAAAUAAAUCAAGUGCACCUCCCUCUACAUCAUGUGAAAACUCCCUUCCUGGGGACUGUACCAUUCUAUCUACAGUAUUCCUCCCCGUGAACAAUAAGGCUGAAGAUUUAGGGGAGAAGGAACCCCGUUUGAGUGUACCUUUCCAUCGCCAUGUCUGCUCCAGUGCUUGUCUGAGGGAAAGACCACUGUGUUUGAAGGAAGAAAACCCUCUGCAGCUACCAAUCAGAUGUCACUUCCAGAGACGACACGCAAAGACAAGCUCUCGUUCUUCCGCCCUGCAUGUGAAUUAUAAAGCACCCUGUGGACGGAGUCUAAGAAACAUGAGGGAAGUGUUUCGUUACCUACUUGAGACAGAGUGUAACUUUUUAUACACAGACAACUUUUCCUUCAAUACUUACGUUCAGUUGACUCGGAAUUACCCAAAGCAAGAUGGAGUUGUUUAUGAAGUGGACAUUAGUAAUGGAGUGGAGUCGGUGCCAAUUUCAUUCUGUAAUGAAAUUGAUGGUAGUAAACUUCCACAGUUUAAGUACAGAAAGAGAGUAUGGCCCCGAGCAUAUUAUCUAAACUUUUCCAGCAUCUUUUCUGAUUCGUGUGACUGCUCUGAGGGCUGCGUAGACAUAAAAAAAUGUGCAUGUCUUCAGUUGACAGCAAAGAAUGCCAAAGAGUGUCCCUUGUCACCUAAUGGAAAGUGUAGUGGCUAUAACUAUAAAAGACUGCAGAGACCCAUACCUACUGGCAUUUAUGAAUGCAACCUAUUGUGCAAGUGUAACCGACAGUUGUGUCAAAACCGAGUCAUCCAACAUGGUCCUCAGGUGAGGCUACAGGUGUUCAAAAGUGAGAAGAAGGGCUGGGGAGUCCGCUGCCUGGAUGACAUUGACAGAGGGACAUUUGUGUGCAUUUAUUCAGGAAGGUUACUGAGCAAAGCCACUCCCAAGAAAACUAAUACUGAUGAAAAUGAAAAAGAACAGCAGAACAUUGUGAAAAAUACAUUUUCCAAAAAGAGGAGACUAGAAGUUGUACGUGAAGAUUGUGAAACACAUCCUGGAAGUUGUAAAACUGAGAAAUGUCCUCCUGAGUUUAGCCGUGAUCUCAAAGCACCUGUUGUGGAAAUGAACUAUAGAAAUAAUGCAAGAACUCAGCAUCACUCAGUCAUUAGAAGCCCUAAAUCCAAGAAUACUGUUUUUCACUACAAUGAGAAAAGCAUGGGAAGUAUUUUCUCAGAGCCUUCCACCCCAAGAAAUAAGAAUGGAUUUAAGCCAGCUCAAGAACCCUGGACCUCUAAAGCUGGGACAGCUCACGAGGAUUCAAGUUCAAACCAAACUGAAGACCAACAGCUGAUUGAAUCAGACAUGGUAAAUAUAACUCCAGGUAGCAAAGACACUUCCUCCAGGUGUAAGCACAUGGCCACACUGAAGAGUGAGGACACUAAAAAGGUGCUCAAAGUCCCAGUAAAAAAGUCCCAAGACGAAGAGUCUGCAGCCUCUCAAAGCCCACAUGUCUUAUGUGAUAAAAAGUUGCCAAGUGAAAGGACAAAGGUUCUAUCAACUUCCCUGGUAGAGCUUGGUAAGGAGAGUCUGUUUCUACUGGAUGCUUCAGAAGAUGGAAACGUGGGCCGCUUCCUUAAUCAUAGUUGUUGCCCAAAUCUCUGGGUACAGAAUGUUUUUGUAGAAACACAUGACAGGAAUUUUCCAUUGGUGGCCUUCUUCACCAACAGGUAUGUGAAAGCAAGAACAGAACUAACAUGGGAUUAUGGUUAUGAAGCUGGGACCAUGCCUGAAAAAGAAAUCCUCUGCCAAUGUGGGUUUAAUAAGUGUCGGAAAAAAAUAAUAUGACUUCAUAUCUGAUGUUUAGUCAUGAAAUGAACUGAACAAUCUGGAACUACCUCAGUUGUCAGUGAAACUGUGGUUAUCCCUUUGUUUCCCUUGGUCAGGGUAUUCAUGUUUUAUGUCUAAUUUUGUGUAAUUUAAGUCAGAAACAAAAUAAGAACAUGCAUUAAGUAUCAUGUUAUUACUAUUAUUUAGUUUUACAUGAGUUAAUAUAAACAAUAUGUUCUAUGUACAUGCCAGUGUAUAAUUUACUAACUUUUGUAUUUUGUAUGUUAAGACAAAUUUACAAUAAAAUUUUUAGGUUUCCAAA
Messenger RNA from Meriones unguiculatus (Mongolian gerbil), 3138 nucleotides. RefSeq names its product SET domain bifurcated histone lysine methyltransferase 2 (gene Setdb2). The transcript is spliced from 15 exons. NCBI's taxonomy places the organism in Eukaryota, Metazoa, Chordata, Mammalia, Rodentia, Muridae. Gene Ontology annotation, molecular function: protein binding; zinc ion binding; histone H3K9 methyltransferase activity. Gene Ontology annotation, cellular component: nucleus. The record is from RefSeq and is a predicted model, not a curated record. The coding region runs from base 765 to 2834 and encodes 689 amino acids. Gene Ontology annotation, biological process: negative regulation of gene expression; heterochromatin organization.